AUGUCGACAUCGCCGCUGCCGCCAAGCCGCCAGGGCGAUAAGCGGCCCGCCGCCUUCUCCGCACGCACCGCAACUGAGCUGUACACCAUUUCUUACCUCAUCUUCUUCUCCCUGCUGGGCACUCUGGCCCGCCUUGGUCUUCAGGCCCUGACUACCUACCCGGGCCUCCCGGUCCUGUUUCCGUCGGCCUGGCCAAACCUCGGCGGCAGCUUCAUCAUUGGGUUUCUGGCCGGGGACAGCUCGCUUUUCCGCGCUCACCAUCGCCGCCACGCCUCUGAUCCGGAGGAGGGGCAGGAGCAGGAGCAGGAUCAUCAAAAAUACAAAAAGACCAUCCCUCUUUAUAUCGGCUUGGCAACCGGCUUUUGUGGCUCCUUCACUUCCUUUUCCUCCUUCAUCAGGGAUGCCGUCCUCGCGCUGACCAAUGACCUCGGCCCGGACCCGGCCCUUUCGGGAGCGACGCCGAGGAACGGUGGGUUCUCUUUCAUGGCAUUGCUUGCUGUAAUCAUUGUCACCGUCUCGCUGUCCUUGUGCGCCCUCGUCGCAGGCGCACACUUUGCCCUCGCACUGCAACCGCUGCUGCCGUCUCUCGCGGGCCAUGCGAGGCUGCGAAAGACCAUGGACUCGUUAGCCAUUGUCGUCAGCUGGGGCUGCUGGAUCGCGGCGUGCCUGAUCGCCGGCUUUGCUCCGUCCGAGGUCUGGCGCGGUCAAGUGCUAUUUGCGCUCGUCUUUGCUCCGGUCGGCUGCCUCGCGCGCUUCUACCUAUCGCUCGCCCUGAACGGCAAGCUGACGCCGUCGUUCCCGGUCGGCACCUUCACCGCCAACAUCCUCGGGACGCUGGUGCUUGCCGCCUGCUGGGACGUUGCGCACUCGGGCGCCGGUGGCAUAAUUGGCUGUCAGGUUCUCCAGGGUAUCGAGGAUGGGUUUUGCGGGUGUCUGACCACGGUUUCCACGUGGGUGGCGGAGCUCGUCGGCCUGGCUGCGAAGCGUCGUCGGGAUGCAUACGUCUAUGGAGUGGCAAGCGUGGUGGCGGCUUUGGCUGUGGCGAUGGCCAUAAUGGGAGGGUUUAGGUGGUCUCAUGGCAAUCUCCCACAGUUGUUGUGUCUUGUACGCUGA
This is a messenger RNA of Pyricularia pennisetigena, 1113 nucleotides long. RefSeq lists its product as uncharacterized. The transcript has a single exon. Gene Ontology annotation, cellular component: membrane. Gene Ontology annotation, molecular function: fluoride transmembrane transporter activity. The record is from RefSeq and is a predicted model, not a curated record. Gene Ontology annotation, biological process: fluoride transmembrane transport. The coding region runs from base 1 to 1113 and encodes 370 amino acids. NCBI's taxonomy places the organism in Eukaryota, Fungi, Ascomycota, Sordariomycetes, Magnaporthales, Pyriculariaceae.